Molecule: messenger RNA, 1255 nt
Organism: Oncorhynchus mykiss (rainbow trout)
Lineage: Eukaryota; Metazoa; Chordata; Actinopteri; Salmoniformes; Salmonidae
Source: RefSeq, a predicted model, not a curated record
GUCACCAUGGGUGGUGUAACGGGACCAGUUUUCCUGUGGCUGCAAGUUGUGUUGGGGGUAACUCUCCACAGAGCCCGUCGUACUUUACUGCAGGCUGCUAUCCUCUUCUGCGUUUUAGCGCUGCUGGUCUGGGUGGCCGUCUUCCUCUAUGGUAGCUUCUACUACUCCUAUAUGCCCACCGUCAGCUUCUCUACACCAGUGCACUACCACUACAGUUCCGACUGUGAUGCUCCCAAUUCCGUCCUCUGCUCUUUCCCUGUGGCUAACAUCUCACUGCUGAAGAAUGGCAAAGACCAGGUUAUGAUCUAUGGUCAGCCAUAUCGAAUCUCUUUAGAGCUGGAAAUGCCUGAGUCGCUUGUCAACAAACAGCUUGGCAUGUUCAUGAUUAAGAUGUCUUGCUACACCAACGAUGGCCAGACAGUUGCAGCUGUGGUGCGCUCUGCUAUGCUGCACUACCGCUCUAGUCUUCUGGAGACCUUGAAUACUUUACUGUUCUCUCCUCUCCUGCUAACUGGGAUGACGGAGCAGAAGCAGCUCGUUGAGGUUGAGCUCUUCUCACACUACAAGGCCAAUUCUUAUCAACCCACUGUUGGCGCUGUCAUUGAGAUUCAGUCUCAGCGGGUGCAGGUCUAUUCAGUUCAGCUCAGGAUCCAUGCUUUCUUCACUGGCAUCAGAUACCUCCUGUACAAUUUCCCGGUGACGUCUGCAGUGAUCGGUGUGGCCAGCAACUUUGCCUUCCUCAGUGUCAUUGUGCUCUUUGGAUACCUACAGUUUAUAUGGGGGGGACUUUGGCCUCCCGAGCAGGUCAGAGUCAGGGUUAUGAUGGGAGACACGACUCGCAUGCAGUGGAGAAGAGAAGAGGCUCGGAAGCGCAUGUCCUUCUCACAAACUAAAAUUCCCCAGAAAGACAAUGAUCAUGUUGCUGAGCAGUUGGAAGAACCUAGACAAGAAGCAUCAGUAAUACAGAAAGGUGAGGGUGUGACUGUGUGAAUGAAAGUGUAUACACGAGUAUAUUAAACCAAUAUGUUGCCAAAACUUUUUUGGCAACCUGACCAAAUUUACAUAGAAAUGUGAGUUAUAAAUGUGUAAUUCUCAUUGAAAGCAAGUCUAAGAAGCGAUAGAUCUGUUCUGUGCGCAGUGGCGAUUUUAGAAUGUAAAUUUCAAUUAUGAAAUUGAUGAGCAAGCUAAGAAUAACUUAGUCAAUAUAACUAUUUGUUCACCAUUUUUCAAAUGUACAGCGACAGAAUUCAGGACA